This is a messenger RNA of Humulus lupulus (European hop), 1944 nucleotides long. Its product is annotated as ankyrin repeat-containing protein At5g02620-like. The transcript is spliced from 4 exons. NCBI's taxonomy places the organism in Eukaryota, Viridiplantae, Streptophyta, Magnoliopsida, Rosales, Cannabaceae. Gene Ontology annotation, cellular component: plasma membrane. Bases 1 to 1944 code for a protein of 647 amino acids. Gene Ontology annotation, molecular function: protein phosphatase 1 binding; protein phosphatase regulator activity. The record is from RefSeq and is a predicted model, not a curated record.
AUGGAUCCUGAGCUGUAUAAUGCUGCAAUAUAUGGAAGCAGUGAACUAUCUGAGAAACUCACUGAAGAAGGUUCAAAUAUAUAUCUUGGCCAAGUUACAUCCCAAAACAACACCAUUCUUCAUGUGGCAGCAAAAUCUGGCCAGAGAAAGCUUGCAGAAGAUGUUCUGUACUCGAAUUCUUUGCUUCUGUAUGAAACAAAUACAAAAGGAAACACUGCACUGCACAUUGCAGCAAGGCUGGGACAUUUGGAGAUGGUUCGGUUGAUAGUAAACAAGGCAAAGGAGCAAGACCUUGAAGCUGACAGGAGCCUGCUAAGGAUGACAAAUUCCAAGGGUGACACUGCUUUGCAUGAAGCUGUUCGAAAUGAUCAUUAUGAGGUGGCGAUUUUAAUCAUUGAUGAAGACCGAGAUUUGACAUGUUUUGUCAACAACAUUGGAGAAUCUCCACUGUUCUUGGCUGUAGAUAGAGGCUUUUAUAAGGUUGCUCUUCAUAUCCUUGAGACCGCCCCAAAGUGCUCGUAUGUAGGAAGGAAUGGCAUGAAUGCUUUGCAUGCAGCCGUGAUUCGAACACAUAAGAGCAAGCAGUUUAAGUCCACUGAGAAAAAGACUCCUUCAUUAUGGAAGAAAAUCCCAUAUAUUGACAAAUUUACAGGCCUUAAUCUCAAGUUUCCUCUCUCAAGAUAUGAACUAAAUAUCACGGGAGCAGAUUUUGUGGGAAAUGUUCUUAAAAAAUGUCCAUCUUCAAUGUUAGAAGCUGAUGACUUUGGUUGGAUGCCUCUUCACUAUGCUGCACACUUGGGAAAUGUAGAAGUUGUUGAACUAUUUUUGGAGAUCAAUCAUUCUUCCAUCACAUAUGUAAAGGACAACAAUGGCAUGUCUGCUCUUCACAUUGCAGCUAAGGAAGGACAUGUCAAUGUGAUGAGAUCAAUAGUCACAAAAUGCCCUGAUACUUGUGAGUCAUUGGACGAUAGAGAUCGAACUGCUCUUCAUGUUGCUGUAGAGACUAGUAAGAAAAAUGCAGUAAAAUUCUUCCUCCAAACACUUGCUUUUCAAGAUCUUAUAAAUGAGCAAGAUAAAGAAGGUAAUACCCCUUUGCAUCUAGCUGCUUUCCAAGGCCAUUCCAAAAUUUUGGAAAUUCUGGCUAGGGACCCAAGAGUUGACAAAGGAGCUCUAAAUAAGGAUGGAAUGACCACCCUUGACAUCAUCCGAUCAAGCAAGCAGCUAAGGGAGCUUGAAAUUCUUAAAACACUGAGUAUGGCGACUUUGGAGAUAAAGGGAGCUCUGCCAAGUUUGGAGCAAAAGGUUAUCAGAGAUGCUGCUGAAGCAAAGGCAUUGAUUGGUGAGGAUUUUCAAGAACAUGAAAAAGGCAAGAGUAAAAUGUUAGAAGCAAGUGAAAUUUAUGCUGCAGAUAAGUACAAAGAUGACGAGCCAGAAUUGAGUUCUCAAGGAUACAGGCCCUUGGACAUAACAAACAUGUCAAGCAUUAACUUAAUAGUAUCCACAAUAAUAUCAGCAGUCACAUUUGCAGCAGCCUUUACAAUGCCUGGUGGAUACAAUGAGCAAGGCAUAGCUAUUUCGAGUGAGAUAAAGGCUUUCAAAAUGUUUCUUCUGUUUGAUUCCUUGGCUUUUGGUUGCUCGGCAGCCUCCAUGUUUGUCCACUUUUUGGUUGCAGCCUGGCCUAGGCGUCUGAGAUUCAUAUACCCUAUAUACUGUGUGACAAUCUUGACUGAACUAUCACUUGUGGGAUUAGCACUGGCCUUUGUUCAUGGUGCACUUGCAGUCUUUCCUCAGAACUCAGGACUUGCUAACAUGGCUACAAACAGUGUUCUUCUGUCCUUUUCAAUUCCCAUUAUCUAUUUUUUUCUGAAGAUCAUUUACAGCAUCUAUUACUUGUUCAAGGCUCAUGGUCUUCCAUCGAAAAAGGCUUGGUGCACAAGAGUGUAA